This is a messenger RNA of Trichoderma asperellum CBS 433.97, 666 nucleotides long. RefSeq lists its product as uncharacterized. The record is from RefSeq and is a predicted model, not a curated record. NCBI's taxonomy places the organism in Eukaryota, Fungi, Ascomycota, Sordariomycetes, Hypocreales, Hypocreaceae.
UGUAUCUCGUAUAUUGAUUGCAUGGUUCCUUUUCCCCCUCUCGUCUGAGACGAUUCAGGAAACUGGCUAGGGCGGCUAAGUGAGUAUCUGCCAAGUACCUUCUGGCGACGAGCUGAUAAAAUGUGUACUUCUACGAAACCUGCCCGCAGCAAUGGUUGAUACGGCGCCUAAUAAACCACCCCCCAAAAAAUGGGCUAAGCCCAAGCAAGGAACUGCCUCCCACGCUGGCGGGACCGAAGGAAGCGCUGGCCGCCUUUGGAGGCGAGAGUCAGCGCUUUCACCGCCCGGUAAUUGCGGCAGUCACCUGCUGCAGCCACCUGAUGCCGUCACCUCUGCUUCGGGCCCGGCUGAGUCUCGGAAAUUCCCUUUCAUCGUUCAAUGUCUUUGGCAACCGGCAACUUUGCUCUCUUUUUACCUCUGCCUUUCAUUUUGGAUCUCUGCUGCGUACACGCCUAUUCGCUUCCCCUGCUUUGAUUUUGGACAACAACAUCAAGCCUCUGCUGUUUCUAGCCGUCACUCGCCUUAUUUGUUCUGUUCGCCCGCCCCCUUCACCCUUCGCCCUCUCCCCCGUUGUUACCGAUAGUCACCUACCAAAACACGGCUGCCCUCGUGACGUUUCCUUCUCAGCAAAGUUGUAGCGAAGAGCAGUGAGGAGAGAAAUAACCC